AUGGGAAUCCCACAGUAUAAUGAGACAUCAGAAGAUGCUCGUCCAGACAUCACAGACCCAGAGCACUUGAUUGCACGCUUUGGCCGUCUUCAUGUCCUGGACGACCUCAUCCGCUUAAGGGCAGCAGAUCCAGUCCAGCUGCCCAUCCUAGCCUAUCCCAAGCCAUCCAACGAUGAUGCCACCUCAUAUGAAUACUUCACUGGGCAAGACCUGGACUGCAUGGUAGACCAAACCGUGUCAACAUUGAUGGACUGUGGUUUCAGGCCGCCCCGCAAGGAUGGAGCUGUGGUCGCUCUUUUCACACUGUCUGAUCUUAACAUGGUGGUUACCUUCUUCGCACUGAGCAGAUUAGGGUACACGGUCAUGAUGCUCUCUCCACGGCUGUCAGCCGCGGCGUGCGUAUCACUCCUGGACAUGGUUGGCUGCGACACAAUCCUCUAUGGACAAACACCAAGCCUCCGUGCUACGAUGGGUGAGAUUCUCCGUCUGAAGUUAAUCGCAUGUCGCCCAAUUACACAAAGACCGUCUGUGGAUGCCCCCCAAGAGACCGACGUCUUAGUCCUGCACCGAACCCGGAAUCCAGAAAUCCAAAAACAAAAGAUCGCUUUGAUCCUCCACUCCUCUGGAUCCACCGGUCUACCAAAGCCUCUUUAUCUGAGUCACAAGGCCAUCAUGACCCAUCCAAUGCGGGGUCCGGGGCUAACAUCCUUCAACUCUCUACCGUGGUAUCAUCUACACGGCUUGUCAACGGCCCUACAGGCAAUGUACAUGAGGAGGACAGCGUAUAUGUGGGAUGCAUCGCUGCCCCUAACAGCAUCGUCAGUCAUUUCAGCGCUUGAGGCUGGUAAACCUGAAUCUGUUCAGGGUGUCCCUUAUCUUCUCCAACUUCUAGUCGAUAGUCCCAGGGGACUGGAUGCUCUGAGACAGUGUAAACUAGUGACAUAUGGUGGCGCGCCGUGCCCUGAUGAGCUGGGUGAUCGCCUCGUGGCGGAGGAAGUACACUUUGGCGGCUCGUUUGGUCUAACGGAGGCUGGCCUGGUAGCAGAUUCCCUCUCCCGCCCAGUAGGCGAUCCUUUCUGGAAUUAUGUGAAGUUUUUCGACAAUCUGCGCCCCUUUAUCUGGAUGAAGCCCAUCAGCGGAGAUCUAUAUGAAUGCGUGUACCUCGCUGGUCAUCCAGCACUGACAGCGUCGAAUUCGGAUGAGCCCCCAGGGUCGUACCAUUCCCGCGACGUCUUCACACCACACCCUACCAUUCCUGACCGAUGGAAAUACGUGACUCGAUUAGAUGAUCGACUUACCCUUGUCAAUGGGGAGAAGGUGUUGCCCCUGCCUAUUGAGGGAGCCAUAAAGCAAAGCCCAUUGAUCCAAGAGGCGGUUGUCACUGGGGUGGGCAAAUCCGUUCCAGGUCUUUUGAUCUUUCGGUCAGACGAGGCAACAAGCCUCUCUGACGAAGAGUACCUAGAUCUUAUCUGGCCUACCGUGCAGGAUGCAAAUUCCCGAGCUGAGAAGUUUUCCCAGAUCUCCCGGGACAUGAUCGUGGUCUUACCUGUUGGUUCAGUCUGCCCUCGCACCGAUAAGGGGUCCAUGAUCCGGGCACAAGUAUAUGCAAAAUACGCAGAUGUGAUCGAGGAGGCAUAUACUAAGCUUGAACAAACCGCCGACGGUACCCUUGAGCUUGAUCAAAAGGAGCUUGGAUUUCCCAUCUCAAGUCCGGAUUCUGACUUCUUCGCCGAGGGAGUCGAUAGCCUAAAAGCAAUUCAUCUGCGUCGAUUGAUCCUCCGAGAUUUCAAGAUCACGGAUAGCAAUACUAUCGGUCAGACCAUAGUGUUUGAAACGGGAAGCAUCUCCCGCUUGGCAGAGCAUAUCCAAGCUGUGCAAACUGGUCAAGACACGGAGGUGGAAGACGAGGUAUCAUUGAUGCCAGAGCUGAUCGAAAAGUAUUCAACGUUCCGCAUGCACACGCCUAACCCGAACAUCGUCUCAAGCAACAGGAGUGUAAUCCUUACCGGUGCUACUGGGUCCAUUGGCGCGCACACCCUUUUCAGACUUUUGAACGAUGAUACAGUGUCCGCCGUGUACUGCCUAACCAGAAGGGAGCAGCCGAAAGAAGAGAUCCUGGAUGCUCUCGCACAGAAAGGCUUGGAGGUGAUGCCCUUCCGCACAAAGAAGAUCGUCGCUCUCAAGAGCGCCCUGGACAAGUCUGAUCUGGGCGUUGGCAAGGAUAUGCUGGCGGAGAUGCAGCGAUCAGUGUCACUAAUCAUCCACACAGCUUGGCCAGUCAAUUUCAACCUCCCUCUCGCCAACUUCAAGCCUCAUAUUCAAGGAGUAUACAAUCUCAUCCAGUUUUCUCUCUCGGUACAUCUUCCCGCCCCAGCUGUGGUAUUGUUCUGCUCAUCGAUAUCAACGGCUCUCGGUGCCCCAACGUCCGACAUCAACGAGGCGCCUCUUGACGACCUGAAUAGCGCACUUGAAAUGGGUUACGGUCGCUCGAAGCUAAUUGGAGAGAAGAUCGUAAGCAACGCUCGGAGAUCGGGCGCUCGAGCCUUCUCGUUGAGAAUUGGUCAGGUCUCAGGACACUCAAAGAAAGGUCUUUGGAAUGAUUCGGAGGCCAUACCACUGAUGAUCCGAUCAGCAUUAACCCUCAAGGCUCUGCCUCAGCUCGACACCACUUGCUCAUGGCUCCCCGUAGACAGAUUGGCAUCCUCUAUCCUCGAAAUCGCCAAAGCUUGCUCGGUCAAUACACUAGAAGAUCCCCAGGGCAAUGCGGCAACCAGCCAGCGUAUUGAUGACACUAUAUACAACCUGUCCAAUCCCCGAACGUUUACCUGGUCCACUCUGCUCGAUGCCCUGCGACGGAGCGGCUUUGACUUCAAGACGGUCUCCUUCGACAGUUGGUUACAAAUGCUGCGCGACAGUGAAUCCCGAGGCGAAGAGAUGAUCAAUCCAGCCGUCAAGCUAGCAGAUCAUUACGAGGCCAUGUACGGCGACGAAGCACCAGCACCAAAGACCUUUGUCACGGAGAAGGCCGAGCGAGACAGUACCACACUCCGGAACGGCCGUUUGAGGAUUAUCCAAGAUGGGAUCGUGAAUAGGUAUGCACAGGAUUGGCUGCGGCGCUGGAAGACCACCUAG
Molecule: messenger RNA, 3132 nt
Organism: Aspergillus nomiae NRRL 13137
Lineage: Eukaryota; Fungi; Ascomycota; Eurotiomycetes; Eurotiales; Aspergillaceae
Product: putative NRPS-like enzyme
Exons: 5
Coding region: 1-3132 (1043 amino acids)
Source: RefSeq, a predicted model, not a curated record